UCUCUCCCUCCCUCCCUCUCCCUCUCUCCCUCUCUCUGUGUGAAAGCUGACAUAGUUGGAUCCUGACUCAUUUCCUCACGGAGCGCUGCCGGGUGGUUGGCUGGACUUACUUUGGCGAAGGAUCGCGUCCCGAGUUGUCGCCGGUUCAGAGCCCUCUCCGGGACGGUGGGGCUUUUUGUUUUGUUUUGUUUUGUUUUGCCUGAGCCUUGGAGGGAGUUGUUGUGGGUGACAGAGAGUGUCUGUACCAGCCCAGCGGCCACACCAUGUACUUGGCUGUGUUGGUGUCUGUGUUCCUGGUUCCAGUUCGAGGGCUGCCCCAACAUGGGAAGCAUGACCAGGCUGAAGAGCAGAACCUCGGAAACCAGGCCCGGAGUGCUCUGACUCAGAACAACUGGACUGCCCAAGAUAUUGAUUACUCGAAAAAGGACUAUUACCCGGUGAGAGCUGAUCUGUUCUGCCUCAAGUGUCCUGCAGGAACCUAUGUGGCUGACAGCUGUAUGACGCCCUUUACCAGGGGCAAGUGCCUACCUUGUACUGAGGGAGAGGACUAUACUGAAUAUCCCAAUGGCCUAGGCAGUUGCCUGCCCUGCCAUUCUUGCAGAGAAGAUCAGGAGGUCGUGUCUCCCUGCUCUGCACAGAGCAACACGGUGUGCCAGUGCAACACAGGAACAUUCUGCUCUCAAGAGCAGUCCUGUGAGAUAUGCAGGAAGUGUAGAACCAGCUGCCCGGAAGGUCAGACUGUGAAAACUGCGUGUACUCCGACAUCAGACAUUGUAUGUGAAGAGAAAAUAUCCCCUGCAAGAAGUCUUUCAGCAGGUGAAAUUGUUGCAAUUGUAUCCAUUAUUCCCGUGGUUAUUGGGUGUGUUCUGCUUGCUUGGUACUCGAAGAAACUUGAGUGCUGCAAGGUGACAGGUAACUCCCAGGCAAAUGGAUGCAGGAAUCAGUGGCCAGCCCUGGCUGUCCUCAGCAUGUUGCAGUCCAAGUUUGGCAAUGGUGUUCACCAAGAAGCAGAACAAAGAGCCGACUGUGACAGGACACUGAAUGAGGUGGUCACAGACUCAAACCAUGACAGUGCGACCACAGGUCAUGAGAACGAGCACGGCAGCAGAACGAGAGAUCCUAGCUCCAGAUCAACAGGAACCAGUUCAGUGGAUAUGAGGAGCACAGCUACCACUGGUGAGAAAGUGGCCGAUGAUCUGAGCCAAGAUCAGGAUGAGAGGAUGAGUUUAUUACCAGGGAGCUCAACUCGUUUUGUGCAAAGCUCCCCUGGGACGACCUCUGGCUCCAUGAGUGACUCUUUGCUGGGGAAGCCUCAGCUCAAACCACAGAUGGGAAUUUUCAGUCCACCUCACGCUCGAGCUGAGGCCAGUUGUCCAGGAAAUGCUUCGUUGUCGCAUCCAUUCAGCACUCAGCCUGAGGAGCAGUCUCCUGUUCAGUGCAAGGAAAGUCCUCAUCCUUUUCAGCUUGCUGAGGAAUUGUCUCAAAGCAAAGAUUUGUCACAGUAUUUCCCGUACUUUCUGGAUUACGUCCCUAUCAGAAGAUUCAAGGAGUUUAUGCGGAAACUUCAGCUGACUGAAAAUGAGAUUGACGAGGCUGAACGCAACAACGCAAAUAACAUUAGGGAAGGACAUUAUCAGAUGCUUCGUAUUUGGUCUCAGAAACAGGGUAAAAAAGCCUCGAUUACAUUUCUACUGCAGACUCUAUGUGACAUGGAACUGGUAAAGGCAGCGAAUGAUAUAUAUCAAUGUAUAGUCAGUCAUGGAACCAAAGUGCACUGAAUUUCAGGAAUGAUUUUGCAGAAACGUUUGAUGAGAAAUGCAAGCAUUUAGCACGAGAUCUGUUGGAGCCAGCACGGACUGGCAAUGCACUGCACCUUGGCCUUGGAACAUUGGAAAGAAUUCCAUACUCAGCGACGACAGACUGUGCUGAAGCAAAAGGACAACACAACAUUCUCAAUUUUCGUGUUAGCAUCUACAGCCCUGAUAUUCUUCAGCAAAGAAGUUUAAUGCACUCGUCUCAAGCUAGUUCGGUCAAAUAAAUAUUUGUAUUUUUUAAGCUAUUUUAAUAAAGUUAUUUUUAAAGACUAGAAAACCUUAAUAACAUUUGACUCCACAUGACAGGAUGGAAAUUUGAAUCAAUGAAAAAUGGAGCAUUGAACCUGUUAUUAUUGACUAAGUACAAUCAAGGCUGAGACAGAUUAAUGAUCAGAAAGUAAAUAGAGGAUGAUGGCUGUUGGAGUUUGUGUUUUUAAGUGAUACAAAAAUGGCCAGACUUUUUAAAAAAAAAGCUUUCUUCAGCAUAACUGAAAGAUAACGGUGCCCUUGAGAAAGUGAGUUUUUAAGGCACAAGGGAGCAUUGUCUAAACAACAAGUUACAAGAAACAUUCAAGGAUAAAGAUUUCGAAGAUUUGUAACAAUGUAGAAAUAAUGAAAUUGUAACUCAAAGAUAGAAAGUUCCCAAGGCCUAGAGGUUACAAUAACUGUUAAACAGCAUGAAAAGAAAACUAACAACCAUAGGAGUGUCCAUCAUUGAUCAGGUGUUUACAAGAUUGGCCCCAUGGAAUAGAAGGAGGUGGUAUAUUAAUUAUGUUGUGUAUGAUCAUUGUAACACAAAACGUAUAAAAAUACUGCUUUUUACUAUAAAA
This is a messenger RNA of Hemiscyllium ocellatum (epaulette shark), 2644 nucleotides long. Its product is annotated as tumor necrosis factor receptor superfamily member 21-like. Gene Ontology annotation, cellular component: plasma membrane; cell surface. Gene Ontology annotation, biological process: positive regulation of apoptotic process; TRAIL-activated apoptotic signaling pathway. The transcript is spliced from 11 exons. The coding region runs from base 264 to 1778 and encodes 504 amino acids. The record is from RefSeq and is a predicted model, not a curated record. Lineage: Eukaryota; Metazoa; Chordata; Chondrichthyes; Orectolobiformes; Hemiscylliidae. Gene Ontology annotation, molecular function: protein binding.